Geodia barretti is the source of this 223-nucleotide messenger RNA. Lineage: Eukaryota; Metazoa; Porifera; Demospongiae; Tetractinellida; Geodiidae. The record is from the annotation of a GenBank genome assembly.
UAAUAUGCAGAGGAAAAUUGGAGCUGUGAAGUUCCUCGAAUGCUCAGCUGAAACAGGGAAGGGAGUGAGAGCAGUAUUUGACGAGGCUAUCAUUGCAGCACUUGAAAUUGCUGUCGGACUUCCUGAUUUCAAGCGUGUCCUCACUCUUUUGGUGGAGCAAAAUUCGGCCAUACACUUUGGAUGUCAGCACCACAGCGGCACUGACCCCACAUUUUUACACCGC